This is a messenger RNA of Macroventuria anomochaeta, 909 nucleotides long. RefSeq lists its product as uncharacterized. The transcript has a single exon. Bases 1 to 909 code for a protein of 302 amino acids. Gene Ontology annotation, molecular function: oxidoreductase activity. Lineage: Eukaryota; Fungi; Ascomycota; Dothideomycetes; Pleosporales; Didymellaceae. The record is from RefSeq and is a predicted model, not a curated record.
AUGACGACCGCCGUAUCGCUCCCGACUCCCGCUCACCAGCUCUCAGGAGCAUCAACGCCAACUGUAUCGGCCUCAAAGACGGAAGAUGUCAAUUUCCAGGGGUUACGCAUUCCUCGUGGGCCCGUCACAGCGCAGUUGUCAUUCUACAAGGCUCCUGAAGAUGGAUCACCGCCACACAACUACGUCGAGCCACUCCCAGGUGUUCCACAGCGAAACUGGGGCGAUGGAUGGGAGGAAGUAAGACUAGACGAUUUGCGUGGCCAGGAACAGAAGUUUGAUCUCGAUCACAACGCGUUCGACACAUACCAGAACAUCAAGAGUGCAGAAACAGAGUUCAAGGACGAUGCGCGAAUACGCAGCGUAUACUAUCCUGAGGUCGAGAAGCUUCUGCUGGACAAUGUUCCCGGCGCCCACAAAGUGAUCCUCUUCGACCACACAAUUCGCAGACCAACUGGCAACCGAAAUCCUGUCCAGCGUGUUCACGUCGAUCAAACACCAAUGUCUGCCGCUGAAAGAGUCAGGCUCCAUGCGCCUGGGGAUGCAGAGCAGUUACUCCAGGGUCGAUACCGCAUCAUCAACGUCUGGCGCCCGCUCAAUGGACCAGUAAUGGGCUUCUCAUUGGCUGUGGCCGACAGCCAAAGCGUGCAGGACGAAGAUCUCGUACCAAUCGAGCAUCGUUACCCUCAUCGCAAUGGGCAGACAGCAGCAGUUCGAUACAACCCAGGUCAGAAGUGGUACUACUGGUCUGGCAUGAAGAACGAAGAUCGGUUACUACUCAAGUGCUUUGACAGCGACGAGAUAGUAGGCCAGUAUGGAAGGGUACCACAUACUGCCUUUGUGGACCCAAGAACACCUGAGGGAGCAGUUGGGCGAGAAAGUAUCGAGGUUCGAGCUUUGGUCUUUGGUUAG